Pelobates fuscus (common spadefoot toad) is the source of this 754-nucleotide messenger RNA. It is a transcript of the gene EBPL, whose product is annotated as EBP like. Gene Ontology annotation, cellular component: membrane; endoplasmic reticulum. The transcript is spliced from 4 exons. The record is from RefSeq and is a predicted model, not a curated record. Gene Ontology annotation, molecular function: cholestenol delta-isomerase activity. Gene Ontology annotation, biological process: sterol metabolic process. NCBI's taxonomy places the organism in Eukaryota, Metazoa, Chordata, Amphibia, Anura, Pelobatidae. The coding region runs from base 5 to 655 and encodes 216 amino acids.
AGCAAUGGCUGCAGAUUCUGUCAGUUCUGUCCCUGGAGGACAGCCUGCCUUGUUCAGCUCUGUGACAGUGUACUCCCUGGCUGCCUGUGCUGCACAGCUGAUUGUGGGCUACAUACUGGCACAGCGCCUUGGCAGGAAAUGCUCUGGCUCUGACAGAUGGACUCUGGUCUGGCUAUUCUAUGAUGCUAUUGUGCACUUCACACUUGAGGGUCCGUUUGUUUACCUGUCUUUGGUGGGAACAGUGGAUACGUCGGACAGUAUGAUGGCUUCAUUGUGGAAGGAAUAUGGAAAAGCAGACACUCGAUGGCUCCAUUCUGACCCAACCAUCGUCUCUCUUGAACUACUCACCGUUGUCCUGGAUGGACUUUUAGCUGUGGUUCUCAUAUAUGCCAUCAUCAAGGAUAAAUAUUACAGGCACUUUGUGCAGAUUACAUUAUGUGUAUGUGAAUUAUAUGGAGGAUGGAUGACAUUCUGUCCAGACUGGCUUCUUGGCAGCCCCAGCCUCAAUACCAAUAAUUGGCUCUACCUGUGGGUCUACCUAGUGUUCUUUAAUGGCAUAUGGGUUGUUGUACCAGGACUGUUACUUUGGCAUUCCUGGGUGGAACUCAGAAAAAUGCAUCUUGGCAAGCAGAAGCCAGGAAAGAAGUCACGGUGAAGAUAAAGGAGAACUAUUGGAAACCUUUACUCAUGUUUAUGAGACACUAUCAUCAAAUAAAAAAAUAAAUAAAAUGGGUUAUCAUCUUUAAUAAACCAA